This is a messenger RNA of Catharus ustulatus (Swainson's thrush), 1134 nucleotides long. RefSeq names its product C1q and TNF related 5 (gene C1QTNF5). Bases 165 to 896 code for a protein of 243 amino acids. The transcript has 3 exons. The record is from RefSeq and is a predicted model, not a curated record. Gene Ontology annotation, molecular function: protein binding. NCBI's taxonomy places the organism in Eukaryota, Metazoa, Chordata, Aves, Passeriformes, Turdidae.
UUCCUUUGGAGUUUGGGAGGAGAGACGUGGGGAGGAGGGGGGGUGGAGAAGCUGCCUCUCUUAGGGCCUUCGUCAGAGCCAAGUGGCCAGGAAGAGCCCGAGCCCCUCGGAGCAGCGAGGUCCGGGACGGGACGGGAGCCGGGACCGCACCCCUCCAGGACAAGAUGAAGCAGCUCUUCCUGCUCUUCCUCCUCGGGCUCAUCACCAGGUCCUUGCAGAUCGAAGACAACAAGAUCCCUGGGCUGUGCUCAGGGCAGCCAGGCAUCCCGGGGACCCCGGGCUUGCACGGGGGGCAGGGUUUGCCAGGCAGAGACGGACGGGAUGGCCGGGAUGGAGCCACGGGGAUGCCAGGGGAGAAGGGCGAGAUGGGCCCUCCUGGAGUGCCCGGUCCCCGCGGGGAGGUGGGCAGCCCCGGCGUGGACGGGCUGCACGGUGAGAAGGGGGCUCAGGGCGAGUGCGCCGUGGCUCCUCGCUCCGCCUUCAGCGCCAAGCGCUCCGAGUCCCGCAGCCCUCCCCUGGCCGACCAGCCCAUCCUCUUCGACGUGGUGCUCAUCAACGAGCAGGGCCACUACGACCCUGCCACGGGCAAGUUCACCUGCGAGGUGCCCGGCCUUUAUUACUUCGCCGUGCACGCCACCGUGUACCGCACCAGCCUGCAGUUCGACAUCAUGAAGAACGGCCACUCCAUCGCCUCCUUCUUCCAGUACUACGGCAACUGGCCCAAGCCCACCUCGCUCUCGGGGGGCACCCUGGUCCGCCUGGAGCCCGAGGACGAGGUGUGGGUGCAGGUGGGCGUGGGGGACUACAUCGGUUUCUACUCCAGCGUCAAGACGGACAGCACCUUCACCGGCUUCCUCGUCUACUCCUACUGGCAAAACUCCGCCGUGUUCGCCUGAGCCCGCCCCGGGCUCGGUGGGGCCGGGCAGUGCCCCCUCCCAGCGGGGUGGGACGGGGGCAGCGGGACCCUGCGCUGUUUGGGCACACACACCAUCCCUCUGCCCUCGGGGGUACCGGGGAGCAUCCCCGCAGCAGCGCUGGCUCAGAGCUCGCUGUUAUUUCGGGCUGAGUGGCCAGGAGCCCGUCCCGCGGGUGUGUCCCAUCCCUCCCCUCAAUAAAGGGCUGCUCAGCUCCGUU